Molecule: messenger RNA, 906 nt
Organism: Fomitopsis serialis
Lineage: Eukaryota; Fungi; Basidiomycota; Agaricomycetes; Polyporales; Fomitopsidaceae
Product: Cloroperoxidase
Exons: 4
Coding region: 1-906 (301 amino acids)
Molecular function (GO): peroxidase activity
Source: RefSeq, a predicted model, not a curated record
AUGGCGCCCUCAUUUGCAGCAGUAGCAGCAACACGACUGGGCGUGGGCCUCAUCUACGGCAUCGCGAACGUCAUCCUCCUCAUCCGCCUGUUCAUCUGGGACCUCGCAUUGACUUUGUACAACGCGUUUGCACCGCUCCUGCCUGAAAACCGGGUGGUACCAGAAGGCCGGCCGGGCGCAGGCGGCCUCUGGCCACAGUUCAUCCCUCCAAAAGACACGGACAGUCGGAGCUGCUGCCCGAUGCUGAACGCCAUGGCGAACCACGGCAUCCUCCCUCGGGAUGGGCGCAACAUCACCUUCCGCGACCUCAACACCAAAUGCCGGGAGACGUUCAACUUCUCGCCGACCUUCUGCUUCUUCGUCCCGCACUACGCUGCGGACAUGCUGGACCGCAACUACUGGACGGACAAGAUGGACCUGAGCGACCUCAGCGCGCACAACUGCAUCGAGCACGACGCGUCCCUGUGCAGAGAGGACACCUUCCUCAACCCCGACCAGUCAAAACCCGCGCCGCACCUCAUCAAGGAGUUCCUUGAGAGCGGGACGGGCCCGGGCGGCGACAUCACCACGAGCGACCUCUCGCGCAUGCUCGGCAAGCGGCGCGCCCAGUCCAAGGCUAGCAAUGGCCAGUACAGCCAGGCGAUGAUCCACAAGAUCUUCGGUGCCUCCAACGGCUCGACGUUGCUGACGAUCUGCGGCGGGCGGGUGAAGGACCUGUAUCCCUUCCUCCUCGAGGAGCGCAUUCCGGACGGGUGGCAGCCACGCAUCCGGAACCCCGGUGGCCUCACAUUGGCGAUAUUCCAGAACACGGUGCUCAAGGUCGAGCUCGGCAUCAAGGAGGAGGUCGAGGACACCCUCCGGCUCUUGCAUAUGGGCAGCAUCCAGGAAGACGCCAAAACAAAGUGA